ACUUAAAAAAUACAUACGAAUUGUUUAUUGCUACCAAAGACGAGUUCUAAUAAAUACUAAUAUUUUAAGUUGCCUUUGCCUAACUUUCUCUCAGUGCCUAAUAGUAUCCUUCUCAUCUUCGGUGAUUUCCAUCUAUUCAAACCUUGGUUAGCCAUCGUUGUUGUUGUUUCUGCUGCUACUGCUGCUGCUGCUGCUGACUGUGGCCGUAUGUUUGUGGUAAAUGCUAACAGUUUUUUGUGUAAUUGUCAACGGCAACAGCGGCGGCAGCAAGAGCAACAAACAACCAGCCACAACAAACACACAGAGAGAACAACAAACAGUCCGGCGACGAUGAGAAAUAACGUAAACAAGUAAAUGAGCAUGAGGAAAUUUUCCGCAAAUGUCAGCACUUUCUAAGGGUCUAAAGAGGGGUUUGUGGGGUAGGGCUUGGAAAAGAUUAUUUUCCUCCCCUCCUCUUAGCCACUUGCGUUUAUUGAGUUAACUAAACAGCAGCAACAACAACAAUGCGGCAGCUUAAGAAAAACAAAAUAAAACAAAACAGUAAAAGCAAGAAGAAACAAAAAGAACUGCGGCAACUGUGGCAACUCUGGCUGCGUAACGUUAUUUCCGCACAAGGAUUAAGCUUUUGGACAGCGGCAAGCAGGUGGUUUCACCAUCUCAUCCUAGACCUUUCGAAGGGCAGGAGAAGUGUAGGAGGUUACCUGGCUACAGAUGCUCUUGGAUUAUCGCUCUGCCUCCACAGAAACGGAAUGACCAAGCAACAACAACAAGAGGAGGAGCUCUGCCAUUGCCACUGCCACAACGUAAUGUGUAAGCAGGUGGACCUGAUUCACCUGGCGAUCUUUGGGAUACCCAUUAAGUGUAGUUCUUGGAUAGAAGAUAAAAAAAAUGUAUCAUUUCCGUUGUCCAGUCCAAUUGACCCCGAUUACCUGUGGUCAGUUGCCUGCGAGGGUAUCCAGAAGCCACAAUAAAAAUGUAAAAAGGUGCGACGGUUGCGGUUGCGGUGGAUCAGCAUCAGCAGACCCCCCUACCUUGAUGAGAAUGGUAGUGGGCGGUAGUGGGUGGCUGCUAGAUUAUUCAUCUUAGAUAAAAGGAAACUUUAAAACGUAACCGAAACAACGACAACCGACAACCGCUGACUGCGCAGCUUAACGGGUUUCCUUAUGCACCUGUUGUUGUUUUUGCUAUUGUUUUUGUUGCUGUUUGUUAAACUACUAUUGUUGUUGUUGUUGUUAUUAUUAUUGCUGCCACUGCUGAUGCACAAAAGCGGCUUACAGUUUGACAAGAACUGCCUGAUGAUGCAGCUACCAAUUCCACCCACUAAACUGAUUGUCAAGGCAACAAAUACGCAAAGAGAUGGAGAUGAUGGUACAGGAUAAUGCAGACGAAAAAUAGUAUAUAAGUUGGAUCUAUACUUUAUACAUAGUUAUUCAAGCUAUAACCUUAAGAAAGCUAACAAAAAUGUACAAAAAAUCAUUAUGAUUUAAACUAACUAACUAACUAUUUCCCAUUAAACUUACUAUCACUUGUA
This is a messenger RNA of Drosophila eugracilis, 1531 nucleotides long. RefSeq lists its product as uncharacterized. The transcript is spliced from 2 exons. Bases 504 to 971 code for a protein of 155 amino acids. Lineage: Eukaryota; Metazoa; Arthropoda; Insecta; Diptera; Drosophilidae. The record is from RefSeq and is a predicted model, not a curated record.